GAGCUGCGCUCAGGCCAAUUAAGGCGGACUUGUGGCGCUCUCUUACGUGUACAGCCAACAAGCUCGGCGUUAGGGCAACACCAGAGUAUCUGGCUAAAAAAAAGAGAGAGAGGGAGAGGGAGCGAUCGUGUUCUUUCCUCUCAGCCUCAGAAACAUGUCGAUGAGUCCCAAGCACACUACUCCUUUCUCAGUGUCUGACAUAUUGAGUCCCCUGGAGGAGAGCUACAAGAAGGUGGCAAUGGAGGGCGCCGGUUUAGGGGCUCCACUGACAGCAGCAGCCUAUAGGCAGUCGCAGGUGUCUCAGGCCAGUAUGCAACAGCACGGCAUGGGCCACAAUGGGCCGGUCAGCGCUGCCUACCACAUGACAGCCGCGGGGGUCCCCCAACUCUCCCACACCACCAUGGGGGGAUACUGCAAUGGCAAUUUGGGAAACCUGGGCAACAUGAGUGAGCUGCCACCUUACCAGGACACAAUGAGGAAUAGUUCCGCUACAGGAUGGUAUGGAGCCAACCCCGACCCACGAUUCUCCACAAUUUCCCGAUUCAUGGGUCCCUCCGGCGGAAUGAACAUGGGAGGUCUCGGCAAUAUGGGUUCCCUAGGAGAUGUAGGGAAAAGCAUGACCCCCCUGCAGGCGACCCCCAGGAGAAAGCGCAGAGUUCUCUUCUCCCAGGCUCAAGUGUAUGAGUUGGAGAGGCGCUUCAAACAGCAGAAAUACCUGUCUGCCCCAGAGAGAGAGCACCUAGCCAGUAUGAUCCACCUCACCCCCACCCAGGUGAAGAUCUGGUUCCAGAAUCAUCGCUACAAGAUGAAGCGACAGGCCAAAGACAAAGCAUCUCAGCAGCAGAUGCAACAGGACAACAGCUCCUGUCAGCAGCAACAGUCCCCAAGAAGAGUGGCAGUGCCAGUGUUGGUGAAAGAUGGUAAGCCAUGCCAAGCUGGCUCUAAUACACCCACAGCCGCCCUCCAAAGCCACCAGCAACAGACGGCCACAGCUAUCACAAUUACCACUAAUGGGCUGGGGCCACACCAGAGCCACCAAACAAACAGUGCAGGUCAGUCUCCAGAUCUGGUGCCCCAUUCCAAUAGCCCCUCCAGUCUCCAGAAUCAAGUCACCAGUCUGUCUCACCUAAACUCUUCCAGCUCUGAUUAUGGCUCGGCUAUGUCCUGCUCUACCUUGCUAUAUGGUAGGACAUGGUGAUUGGAAACAUCUUGAACUAUCUUCAACGUUAAAGAGAAAAGAAGAAAAAAAAACUGCUGUACUUUAGGGAGGAUGGAUUUAUAGGAGGCUUCAAUGAAAAAUCCAAAAAGGGAAGUGGGAGGAUAGAAUUUAGUUAUUAAACUGGAUGGAUGACACUCAAAAUGUCAAAGGGAAAGAAGGAUUGGACUUCAGACUCUCUAUGGUGUCACCAACAAGAUGCUUGUACAGUACACAGGGCUUUACUGGAGAUCUGGGGAUAAGAUGCUACUGAAACCUUCAGUCCUCAAGAGGGAAAGCUUUUACAGUUUUUGGUCCUCUAUUAAUGUAAAAUUGUAACCCCUCAAUUUGUGGAACUCUGCAUAUAGAUUUUAGUCACAUGUAAAUUUUGUGUAAAAAAAAAAAAAAA
Molecule: messenger RNA, 1604 nt
Organism: Xenopus laevis (African clawed frog)
Lineage: Eukaryota; Metazoa; Chordata; Amphibia; Anura; Pipidae
Gene: nkx2-1.L
Product: NK2 homeobox 1 L homeolog
Biological process (GO): cell differentiation; regulation of transcription by RNA polymerase II; regulation of DNA-templated transcription
Cellular component (GO): nucleus
Molecular function (GO): DNA-binding transcription factor activity; RNA polymerase II transcription regulatory region sequence-specific DNA binding; DNA-binding transcription factor activity, RNA polymerase II-specific
Source: RefSeq, marked provisional